AUGCUCCCGAGAGUUGCCCAAAUGCAGCAACUGCAAGCCAUGGCCAGAUCAAGGAGCUCGAAGCCGGAGAGAAACAUCGAGGAUCGGCUCCAGCGUCUCGAGCAGACAGUCCGUUCUUUGAGCAGCUCCAUUGAUCAAGCCUUGCAGACCUUAUCUGCAGCAUCCUCAAGCAGGGAUGAGACUCGAGGACCGGAUCCGAACAAUUGUCCCAUGGCGACUGGCAAUAACCGGCCUACCGCGCAACUGUAUAUUGGCCCUUCACAUUCUUUCUCUUUCCUUGAAGAGACAGCCUCUAGCAUGAAGACAAUUCGCCAACCGCCACAUGACGCUACUCUCCAGAACGCCAUUUCGGAGCUUGGGCAUCUUUCGUCUAGGCUGACCACAGCACACGUCAAGAAUUCCACGGAAGACUUGUCGACCUUCUACGUGCCAUCAAGAGCGGCAGGCUAUGGCCUAAUUAGCAAGUUCUUGGAAUGUGCUGAGCUCGGUGAGCCAUUUUUUCGCCUCCCACCCGAUGAUAUCUUGAAGCAGGUCGUUUUCGAGCCUCAGAACGUCCAGGAGAAGGCAUGGGUCGUCUAUUUCAAUUACCUGCUACUGGCCGCCGUCUCUGCUGAGAAUUAUCAAGAUGAGGAAAAGUUCCGACGUAACACACACCUGGCACUCAAAGACAGUAGCAUUUUUCUUGUGCCACAUGUCUCUCAUGUGCAGGUUCUGGCUUUGCUAGCUAUUCAUGGCGAAGACUUUGCUGCACCGAAUAUAUCUUGGAUGCUACUAGGCCAUGCAUGUCGCCAGGCUGAAGCUCUGGGGCUGCAUAUGUCCACUCGCGAAGCCACGCCUGAAUUAUCACAGCACCGUCUAUGUCUCUUUUGGAUGCUAUUUAUACUAGACAAGUCUUGUGCCCUGGCAUUUGGCCGGCCGGCCUUUCUGUCCAUAUCACUAUACCGCCAUGUGCCGCUGCCAGAUGACCAGUUCAUGUUGAAAUUUCAGCCUCAUUAUGCGGCAGAGCACAGAAACCGACAGCACCAUCCGCAAGUCAAUAAUUUCGGCGUGCUGGUUUUCAAAAGAUCUGUUGAGUUGGCUAAAUUAACAGGAUAUGUCUUGGAAAUCCUGGCUACGGGCAAGUCAUCAAUAACAAAGAGUGACAUACAGUCGAAACUAAACGCCUGGUUUCUGCAAACAAACAAGCUAUUAUCGGAAUCCAUAAGUAUCGAAAGUACUUCGACCGAUGCUAGACAAAUCCGGGAAAUGAAUCUGGGAAUCAACAGCAUGAGAUUCCAAUACCUGCACAUUCUCGUUCUCUUGCUGAAGGAAGAUGGGCAGUCCUCCGAUACUCUUCUGGCAUGCGCCCGCGAAGCGAUUUCUCUUCUACCAUCUCUGGUGUCGAACUGGGGCUCAGUAUACAACGGAUUAAUCUGGCAGCUUCUGUAUUAUGUGUUUACCCCUUUCUUCGUGAUAUUCGAGAACGUCGUCCGUCCUGACAGCCAGGGACCGACAAUUGAGCAGGAUCUCUGUUUAUUGGCAACAACGGUAACCUACUUUACCGACAUGCGAGCCCAAAUGCGCCUGCUGGCUAGUGUCUGCUCCAAGUUGCGACACACCGCGGCUAUUUUUCUCCAGCUGGCUCAAGCUCAUGUUCGCAAUAAAACCUCAACAAAACCCGGCAGCAAAGCGACUCGCUCAUCAAAACGAAUCAAUACCUCAAGACUUGAUGGGCCUGCCACACAGGCCUGCGAGGGUUCGACUGAUGCUGGUCUGGGGCAACUUGAUAUCACCAGUUACCUAGAAUGGCUACCAGGAGACAUGGACGCUACAUGUCGGAUGCUGGAAGUCGAGAUGCAAGAUGCCACUGAUCAUCACUCUGGUCUAGGUGAGGGAAGCAAUCUAACGGAAUUUCCAAUCCGCAGACCGACAUCGGAUCGCGUCUUUGAUUGGUUUUCGUGGGACGUCUACUAUGCCGACAUUGACUCGUGA
Aspergillus udagawae is the source of this 1971-nucleotide messenger RNA. RefSeq names its product fungal specific transcription factor domain-containing protein. Bases 1 to 1971 code for a protein of 656 amino acids. Gene Ontology annotation, biological process: DNA-templated transcription. Gene Ontology annotation, molecular function: zinc ion binding; DNA binding. The transcript has 5 exons. The record is from RefSeq and is a predicted model, not a curated record. NCBI's taxonomy places the organism in Eukaryota, Fungi, Ascomycota, Eurotiomycetes, Eurotiales, Aspergillaceae.